CCCUCUAUUUAAUUCAUCGCAUAGGGGUCUCGUAGUUGUUGUGUACUAUACAGCAGUCAACUGCGCACGGUUCAUGCACUCAUCACAUAGAUAUAUAUAAUUUAAUGAGAUCUACGUCAUGUUACCGAGCGGUGCAUGCGUUCGUGCGCGCCCCACACUACCGCACCAUUCCCGCGACAGGCAAUGAUGGCGUUGUCGUCAACCGGGAUAUGCUCAUCCGUCACUUUCGCGAUUUUUACCGAACCCUCCAACACUCCACCCUAGUGGACAAAGUGCAUCUUAUGUCAGAGCGCCCUAAUAUCGAGAGCCUGCGCGUGGCCGAUGUGAUGGCCUGUGUGGGGCCCACGUUCUUGGGCAUGCCUCUGUAUGGAAUGGAGCACCGGGCAACCGAGUUCAUGGAAACCAUUCCCUACGUGCGCGGUGCAGGUGGUCCUACCAGCGCGGCGACCUACCUCCAAGACAACGAAAACUGUCGCUGCCAUAGCGGGGAUAUCGUGUGCUUGCCCACAGGCAUCGCGGUAGGGCAUGGGCCCCGCACCAACGCCGUGGCACAUCAAAUUAUUAAAGACCUUUUCGAGGUGAAGGACGAUCCCCAUACCCACUUUGACGUCUUCGCGCUCGAACAGGAAGGUGACGCGCCGCCGCUUGGGGAUUACUUCGGUUUCGCCGGCAAUAACGUGCUUCUGGCCUGGAAGGAUGAACACGGACUCCUGGCGGUCGACCAGUACCAACAGCAGCAUGCGAACAAUGGUUCGGCAGACGCGAUGCAAAUCGCUUACUUGGAGUCUGGUUGUCAUUUCUUUAGCUUCUACGGUGUUGAUUACUCGCCAGACGUCAUGAUACAGAAAGGUUAUGAGCAAUCGAUGGAGAGCAUUGCCGCAAUAGGUUUGAACCCCAUUCCUGUGCAGUGGUCAGAAAUGGCUAAGCUUGGGAUCUCGAUGCGCGCUGCGGUGCUGCCGCUGAAGUUUCUCCAGCCCAAUGCGCCUGGUAUGAUGGAUCGAAGUAGGACACAAGGAGGCCGGUGGCAGUCAUAUCAAAUAACUUAAUGCCGUAUCAGGUGCACCAUCAUCAUAAACGAUGUGUGGAGAAAAAAAGAGAAUUGACAGUGUCGAACACGAAAUAUAGUAACCAUAAAAAAAUGAGCAGCAA
Molecule: messenger RNA, 1149 nt
Organism: Phytomonas sp. EM1
Lineage: Eukaryota; Euglenozoa; Kinetoplastea; Trypanosomatida; Trypanosomatidae
Source: the annotation of a GenBank genome assembly